This is a messenger RNA of Solanum pennellii, 2166 nucleotides long. Its product is annotated as trehalose-phosphate phosphatase A-like. The record is from RefSeq and is a predicted model, not a curated record. The transcript has 14 exons. Gene Ontology annotation, molecular function: trehalose-phosphatase activity. Gene Ontology annotation, biological process: trehalose biosynthetic process. NCBI's taxonomy places the organism in Eukaryota, Viridiplantae, Streptophyta, Magnoliopsida, Solanales, Solanaceae. The coding region runs from base 642 to 1796 and encodes 384 amino acids.
AUAUAUAUAUAUAUAUAUAUUAAAACAUUAACAAAGGUAGGAGGAGUUGAAAAAGUAAAUUUGCAUUUAAAAUGUUUGGUGGUUGGUGUAAUUUCAACUGUCACGCACGCCAUGGGGAAAUGAAAAGCGUGGUCAAACCGCGGUUGGGUUUUUCUGAUUUGGUUGGAAUUGAACUACAAAGGGGAACCCUUUGCCUUCUCCACCACGUCUCUCAUUAUAUAAACAACCCUUCCUCCCUAGUCUUUUCUUCUUUCUCUUUUUUUCCCCUCUUACAUUUUUUUCCCCACAUUUCCUUCUCCGUGAUUUUUCUUCCUCUUCUAGGGUUUCGUUGUUGCCAGAGGCGUCCUUCCAUUUACACGUUUCCACUGCUGCAUUCAAUUGUCGUCCCUACUCCGUUUGUUGACUGACUAGAAAAGUGAGGCUAAGAAGUGGGAAGAUGUGCAAUUUCCAGGGCUCUUUUGCUUAAUGGACCGUACGCCUGGCUGCAGUGAUAAGGUUACUUUGAAGAAGUGGUUUUUCAUCGACAAAAGGGUUGGUUAAAAGUGUGUGAAACAAUUUAAGAGCAGAGUAACUCAAACCAUUGUCAACUGCUUGCAUAGUUUUAAAACUUAUUUUCUGCCAUAAAAAAGAUACCGGGCACAAUGGACCUGAAAUCAAAUACAUCCCCUGUUGUCACCGAUCCUGCCCCACUGACUCCGUCCAGAUUGGGCAUCCACUCAGCUUUGAUGCCAUACUCUCCGGCUGGGCCAACUUUCUCCCCCACACUCUUCCUUACUAUCCCAAGGAAGAAGCCUGGAAUUUUAGAUGAUGUUAGAUCAAAUACUUGGUUGGUGGAUGCCAUGAAAUCUUCAUCUCCUACACAUAGAAAGAAAAGUAAGGAUUCCACUGCUGAACUAGCAUCAAAUGAAAAUGAUCUUGCCUACCGCAUAUGGAUGCUCAAGUAUCCCUCGGCACUUUCAUCAUUUGAACAAAUCACAAAUUAUGCAAAAGGCAAAAGAUUAGCACUUUUUCUGGACUAUGAUGGGACUUUAUCACCAAUUGUAGAUGAUCCAGAUCGAGCUUUCAUGUCUAGUGCUAUGCGUGGUGCUGUGAGGAAUGUGGCUAAAUAUUUUCCCACAGCAAUUAUUAGUGGGAGAAGUCGUGAUAAGGUACAUGACUUUGUCGGACUAUCUGAACUUUACUACGCUGGUAGUCACGGCAUGGAUAUAAUGUGCCCUGUUCGAGCCAUUUCUGAUGACUAUAGUUGUAUUAGAUCUACUGACAAGCAGGGCAAGGAAGUUAAUCUUUUCCAACCUGCUAGUGAGUUCUUACCAAUGAUCGAGGAGGUUCUUAGAUCUCUUGUUGAGCUCACAAAAGACAUCAGCGGAGCAAAGGUUGAGAACAACAAAUUCUGUGUUUCGGUACACUACCGUAAUGUAGACGAGAAGAGUUGGUCAACCAUCGCCGAAUCUGUUGAUGAUUUGUUAAAACACUACCCCCGUCUGCGAUUGACACAUGGCCGGAAGGUUUUAGAAGUCAGGCCUGUGCUUAACUGGGACAAAGGAAAAGCUGUUGAGUUCUUACUUGAAUCAUUGGGGUUGAAUAAUUGUGAUGAUGUUCUUCCCAUUUACAUAGGAGAUGAUCGUACAGAUGAAGAUGCAUUUAAGGUGUUGAGAGAGGGAAAUAAAGGUUACGGAAUCUUAGUUUCUUCUGCUCCAAAAGAAAGCAAUGCAUUCUACUCUCUGAGGGAUCCAUCUGAGGUGAUGGAAUUCCUCAAGUGCUUGGUAUCAUGGAAGAAGUCAAGUUGUAGCAAUUAACUUAUCGAAUACAUAUAUAUACCCCAUUUUGUUGGAUUUUUUUGUUAUGAAGAUGGAAUGACUAGUUGUGGGGAUGGUUUAGGGAGCGGAGGUGCUUAUUAAAAGUUUCGAGAGACGAGAAUCAGGAUAUUCUAAUUUGCUGUUUCUGCUCAGAGCUUUUCUUUGUAAAUUCAUUUUCGUAAUUGCUGCAUCAAGGAUGCCCUUAGCCCAGCCAAUGUAUUUCUUAGUCAUCCAUCUUCAUAUUUCUUUUUUAUUUUGUUUUUGACUUUGGCUACCACUUCUCUCCCCAAGGGAGAGUGUACCUUGUUCGACACCUUAAUUUCUUUAUCUUAUUAAUUUAUGUUCAAGAGUAUUUUAUUGCCCUAUUCUA